Tinamus guttatus (white-throated tinamou) is the source of this 2770-nucleotide messenger RNA. RefSeq names its product mannosidase beta (gene MANBA). Gene Ontology annotation, biological process: glycoprotein catabolic process; carbohydrate metabolic process. Gene Ontology annotation, molecular function: beta-mannosidase activity. The record is from RefSeq and is a predicted model, not a curated record. Lineage: Eukaryota; Metazoa; Chordata; Aves; Tinamiformes; Tinamidae.
UGCGCCCACAGCGCCCUGCACCGCGCCGGCCUCAUCCAGGAUCCAUACUACAGAUUUAAUGAUGUGAUGUACAGAUGGAUCUCGCUGGAUAACUGGACUUACAGCAGGACAUUCAAAACUCCUUUUGAUGUCAGAAAGUGGCAAAAAGUGAAUUUGGUUUUUGAAGGAGUGGAUACAGUAGCAGAAAUACUGAUCAACAACAUCACUAUUGGCAGAACAGACAACAUGUUCAACAGAUACAGCUUUGAUAUUACCCGCAUUAUUAAGGAGGUCAAUUUUGUUGAAGUCCGUUUCUUAUCAGCCAUUUCAUACGCAGCAGAGCAGAGCAGGUGCCACAAGGGAUACAGCGUGCCCCCGGCGUGCCCUCCACCUGUGCAGAAAGGAGAGUGCCACGUUAAUUUCAUCAGAAAGGAGCAGUGUUCCUUUAGCUGGGACUGGGGCCCUUCUUUUCCCACUCAAGGAAUCUGGAAAGAUGUUAGGAUUGAGGCCUAUAACCAUUACCACUUGAUUUACUUCACUUUGACUCCCUUCUUUGAAAAGAGUGCUCAGCAGUGGAGUCUUCAGAUUGAGUCUAUAUUUGAUGUAGUCAGCUCCAAGCCGAUUUCAGGUCUUGUGACGGUGAGCAUCCCCAAGUUGCAAACGCAGCAAACAUUCAGUGUGAAGCUUCAGCCUGGAGAAGGCAGCAUUGUGCUGCUUGUAAAUAUCAACAAGAGUGCUACAGUAGAGACAUGGUGGCCAAAUGGACAUGGAAAACAAACUGGAUACAAUGUGACAACUGUUUUCACCAUGGAAGCAGGACACAAGAUUGAGAAAUUUUCCAAGGCCUAUUUUCGUACAGUAGAACUUGUUCAGGAGCCUAUUUCUGGGUCACCAGGUCUCAGUUUCUACUUCAGAAUCAAUGACCGACCCAUUUUCAUGAAGGGCUCAAACUGGAUACCAGCAGAUUCUUUCCAGGACAGAGUGACCUAUGACACAUAUUGGCUACUCUUGAAGUCUGCAGCAGAUGCUAACAUGAAUGCACUCCGGGUCUGGGGAGGAGGAGUUUAUGAGCAAGAUGAAUUUUAUGAUAUUUGUGAUGAGCUUGGAAUAAUGAUUUGGCAGGACUUUAUGUUUGCAUGUGCACUGUAUCCAACUGAUCAGAAUUACUUGGAAUCAGUGAGAGCAGAAGUUACUCAUCAGGUAAGGCGUUUGAAAUCCCAUCCGUCGAUUAUUUUGUGGAGUGGCAACAACGAAAAUGAAGCAGCAAUUGCAAGCAAUUGGUUCUCCAUACCUCAUGCUGACAGAGAAGUCUAUAUCAGAGAUUAUGUGAUGCUUUAUGUGAAGAAUAUCCAGGAAAUCGUUCUUGCUGAAGAUAAGAGCCGUCCUUUUGUUGUAUCCAGUCCCACAAAUGGUUUGGAGUCAGUUAAAGAAGGUUGGAUCUCCCAAAAUCCUUAUGAUACCCACUAUGGUGACACUCACUUCUAUGACUAUGACAAUGACUGCUGGGACUGGACACAUUAUCCUAAAACCCGUUUUGCUUCAGAAUAUGGAUUCCAGUCCUGGCCUUCCUUCAGUACACUGGAAAAGGUUUCCUCUGCAGAGGAUUGGUCCUAUACAAGCAAUUUUUCUCUCCAUCGACAGCACCAUAAAAAUGGCAAUGAUGAAAUGAUUCAACAGAUUGAGUAUCAUUUCAAGCUUCCCCAGAGCGCAGAUCCCGUUAAAAAAUUCAAAGAUCUGAUUUACCUCACGCAGGUGAUGCAGGCCCAGUGUGUAAAGGCAGAAACCGAGUUCUAUCGGUUCAGCCAGAGUGAGAUAGUCAAAGGAGAAGGACACACAAUGGGUGCGCUGUAUUGGCAGCUCAACGACAUCUGGCAGGCACCUUCAUGGGCUUCUUUGGAGUAUGGUGGUAAGUGGAAACUGCUCCAUUACUUUGCCCAGAACUUUUUUGCGCCCCUGCUGCCUGUGGCUUAUGAGGAUAGAGACGUGUUGUGCAUCUAUGGCAUCUCAGAUCUUCACACAGACCAUCAGCUGAUGCUCAGGGUCACUGUGCAUGCGUGGAGUUCCCUGGAGCCGGCGUGCACCCUCGUCAAGGACAACGUGACCGUGAAAGCGCAGAGCGCUCGUGCCAUCUACAAGGAGCCCGUAAGCGACCUGCUGCGGAGGUGCGGGAACUGCACCAGGGAAAGCUGUGUUGUCACCUUCCACCUCGUGGGCCAAGCAGGGCUCCGCAGUCCCACGAACCAUCACUUCCUGUCGUCACUAAAGGAUGCUGUAGGAUUGGAAAAGGCUCAGCUUAGUGCCAGUAUAUCCCAAAAAGACAGCAUUUAUAUAUUUGAUCUGCGGACCACUGCAGUUGCUCCUUUUGUUUUUCUGGAUGUGGGGAGUAUAAAAGGCAGGUUUAACGAGAACGGGUUUCUCAUGACCGAGAAGAGGAAAGUGGUCGUGUUCCACCCUUGGGAGCCCACCACUGUUGAACAACUAGAACAAGCUCUGAGCUUGAUCUCUCUGACAGACAUCGUCUGAGGACACUUCUGUGCCUUCUACACAAGGAGUGAAGUAGUCACAUUCUUCUGCAUUUUCCCUCCUCUUGAAAGUCUGUGUGAUGAAAGAGAUGAGCUGACUGGAGAAUGUAUUGCCCAUUCCUGUCAUGUGUGAAUUUUAACUGCUCUUUCAAUGUAAAGAUUUCAACAACAAAGCUUACCUGUGUUAUAUGCGAUGCACUGAAAGUAAAGCUUUCUUGGGUAACUGGAAAAAUAUAUCCCAGAUAUAAAUUGGGAGGAGUGGGUUGCUG